CUCCACUCCUCUCCCAUUUGAAUCAUACGAAUCCCCCUCCCUCCUCUCUUUCUUAUUUCCUUUUCUUCUUCUUCUUCUUCUUCAACAUCUUGUUCUUUCUUCUUUCUUUCUUCCUUUCUCAUUCAUCUUCUUCUAAUUCUUCUUCUUCUUUCCUUCUCUUUUCUAGGUUUUAUAUACCUUAAUCAUCUUCAUUAUCUUCAUCACCAUCUUCUUCUUUUUCUUUCUUUCUCACUUUUUACGUUUUAUCCACACCGACACUAGUUUGCUAUAGUUUCUGUGUACACAGACGAAAAUUGUAUAUAUACAGACACUUUUUUAUACAAGACAACUAACGUCUGUGUACACCGACACUUGUUUUCCAACUAAUUUUGUCACACUGACACUUUUUUGUGUACACAGACAACUAACGUCUGUGUACACUGACACUUGUUUUCCAGCUAAUUUUUUCACAUCGACACUUUGUUUCUACACAGACAACUAACGUCUGUGUACACCGACACUUGUUUUCCAACUAAUUUUUUCACACCGACACUUUUUUAUCUACGUAGACAACUAACGUCUGUGUACACCGACACUUGUUUUCCAACUAAUUUUUUCACACCGACACUUUUUUGUCUACACAGACAACUAACGUCUGUGUACACCAACACUUGUUUUCCAAUUAAUUUUUCACACCGACACUUUUUUGUUUACACAUAGACAACUAAUGUCUGUGUACACCGACAUUGGUUUCCGUGCAAGUAUGCAACUAGCCUGACAGAUAUAGAAACUAAUUUUACCCACACCACACCAACGCUUUGUCGGUAUUUGUGUGUAUUUGUGUUUGUAUUUGUUUGUUUGUGUGUUUUUGUUUGUGAGAAGGCAAAUAAAUGGGUAUACCCACCGUGUAACGCAUGGUGUACACCAACUAUUGUAGAAACAUUUUUGUUCUUCAGAGCAUGAAGUGAAAGCCGGGAAGGGAAGUGCCUGAGGAAAGGUCUGUGACGCCCUCUUAGGUGAACUGCAACCUCGAUGGCGAAACCGGCGCAACUGUCAAAGAUAUCGCUUGCUUUCUUCCACUUCACAAAUUCAUCCCCAUUGGCUAUACCACGCUCCAUCUCCGUUUCCUCAAAGCUAAAACCUUUCACCCUCGAACAUUUCUCCACAACCUCGACACCAUAUCCACUUCAAUAUGAUAUGAUCGUAUCUCGCCCGCUUGACCCUUCCCGGCACCGUGAUCGCUCCCGUAACGCACAACGCCGCCUCAAACCCACAGAGUCUCCCGAACCGGACUCCGAACAAGGAUUCGAUGGUUGGGUCGACAGGAAGUUAAGUUCAACCACAUCUUCUUCGAUGCCUGAUACUGGAAUGGAUAAGGCUAAAAGGAAGUAUUACAACAAGAGAAGGAAAAGGAUGUUCGGAUCGGAUUCGGAAGAUGACGAGGCUGGCCGCCGGGACGGAAGUGAAUUUGUGGAACUUAAGCAAGAAGUUGUUGAACUGCGUACACUGCACAAGAAAGAGGAGGAGUUGCAUUUCUAUGAUGCAUUCGCUUAUCCUUGGGAAAAGGAGAAGCAUUACAAGAUGGUUUAUCAAUUGGAGAAGAAGUUUUUUCCUGAUCAGUGUUUCGAUAAGGCUUUCCUUGAGCCUGGUCAGUCCAACGAGAAGAGUACCAAGAAAGGAAACAAGAAAGGUGGGAAGAGAGAAGAGAGCAAAGCUGAUAAUUCAGAUAGCGGAGGAGAUAGAGGAUUGGUGUUUUUCGAGACUGAUGGGGUGAAAAAAGAAAAGACAGAGAUUGAUGAUACUAAGGAUGUGAAAAUAGACAUCUCAGAGAAGAAAGUUGAGGAAUUUUUCAAAAGUUUGAAUAAAGUCCCAAACGGAACAGACAGUGGGGUUUCUAGUGCAGAACCCUUCUUUUCCUCAAGGGGUAGAGGGCUUCCCCCAAAGUGGGAUACCCCUGCUGGGACUGUGGUUCUAGUGAACAAGCCAAAAGGUGUUGUUGAAGAGUGACCCUGAAUAGUGUUACACGUCAGCUAAAUAUGAAUGGAUAAAUGAGCAUUGGACAAUCUUCACCUCUUCUGAACUCUUUUAGGAUGGACUUCAUUUACAGUAUGUGGAAAGUUGCGCCGCCUAACCAAAGUGAAAAAGGUAGGCCAUGCCGGGACUCUUGACCCUAUGGCCACUGGUUUAUUGAUUGUAUGCAUUGGUAAAGCUACAAAGCUCGUUGAUAGAUACCAGGGUAUGAUUAAGGGCUAUAGUGGAACUUUCCGUCUAGGAGAAGCUACCUCUACUUGGGAUGCAGAUUCCCCGGUUAUUCUACGUGAGCCAUGGGACCACAUCAAGAAUGAGGAUCUAAGGAAAGCUGCUGCAUCCUUUUCUGGGGAGAUAUGGCAAGUCCCUCCAAUGUUCUCUGCCAUCAAAGUUGGUGGUGAGAAGAUGUAUGAGAAAGCACGAAGGGGAGAGAGCAUUGAACUUUCACCAAGGAGGGUAUCAAUUUUCCAGUUUGAUGUUGAACGAAGUUUGGAGGACAGACAAAAUGUGAUUUUUCGAGUAAUAUGCUCAAAAGGGACAUAUAUUCGGUCUCUCUGUGCCGAUUUUGGGAAGGCUCUUGGCAGCUGUGCUCACUUGUCAGCUCUACGAAGAGAUUCAAUUGGAGAAUACAAAGCAAAUGAUGCUUGGGAGUUUCAAGAGUUAGAAGAGACAAUAACCAAAGGAUACAUGUAGAAUAAUUGCACAGCUUUCCUUUCAUUAAUUGAGCAUUGUUUAGAAAAGCUGGUUAAAUAUUUAAAAUUUUCAAAAGUUGCAUUCCUUUCCAAAGCUUCCAAGAACUUAGGUGGCCUCGCUGGAGGUAGUGUCUCUAUUUGUACGGCUAGAUAGAAGUCUGUAUACAAUUCUCACCAUUUCUAAACCCUAUUACUGGAUUUGUUUCGUUUGUUUGAACAAAUGAAUUCAUCAAUUUUUUUUAUAUAUUUUAAAAUGCAAACACAUAUAGACG
This is a messenger RNA of Cuscuta epithymum, 2971 nucleotides long. Lineage: Eukaryota; Viridiplantae; Streptophyta; Magnoliopsida; Solanales; Convolvulaceae. The record is from the annotation of a GenBank genome assembly.